Messenger RNA from Penicillium maclennaniae, 762 nucleotides. Its product is annotated as ATG3/ATG10 family protein. The transcript has 4 exons. The record is from RefSeq and is a predicted model, not a curated record. Gene Ontology annotation, biological process: protein lipidation; protein modification by small protein conjugation; macroautophagy. Lineage: Eukaryota; Fungi; Ascomycota; Eurotiomycetes; Eurotiales; Aspergillaceae. Gene Ontology annotation, molecular function: Atg12 transferase activity. Gene Ontology annotation, cellular component: intracellular anatomical structure. The coding region runs from base 1 to 762 and encodes 253 amino acids.
AUGGUCAACCCGACAAUCUGCAUUGUGUCUUUCGUGUCCGGUCCUGGGAAUUGCAACCCAUUGAUCCUCUCCGAGAAGGGUGCCUGGACCAAACUCCUCGCGAGGCCUCUCGCUACCACGCUGAUCCUUCCGUCCUCUACUUCACCUCAAGCUGACCCCCAACACCACGAUACACGAGUCAGGCGGAAGCUGCAUCCGGCGACGUGGGUGUUGAUAGUCCGAGAUUCCGGUGGGUCAUGGGGGAACCCGAGACAGAACGGUACCCAUCUCACCAUCACUCGAUGCGUGGAAGUCCAGGAGGCUACAGAAGGUUCGGAGGUAGAAGGGCAGGAAUUGGACGACCAGGAUCCGGAGGCAUUGAUUCGUACCGAUCUCGGCCCUAGAUUACAGAUCGACUAUGAUAUAGUGCUUUCCCCCACAUAUCAGGUCCCAGUUUUGUAUUUUACACUCAGGUGGCAUCACCAUCAGGGCACGCUGGGGCUGGAGACCGUCUAUCAGUAUGUCGUCCCGGAGCAGUACAGGAAGGAAUUGAAAACGGUGGGGGUCCUGGGUGGGAUCAGCUGUGGGUACCAUCCACAGUCUGGCGCUCCGGCCUUUUUCGUCCACCCGUGCAACACGGCGGAUGCCAUGGCGCAGAUUGCAGACGCACGGAGCGUGACCCCGGGAACAUAUCUCAUCAUCUGGCUCGGCCUCGUCGGGCAUUGCGUGAACCUGCACGUCCCACGUGAGCUCGUCGCCUCGGACGGUCCCAGCCCAUCCUGA